GCACUGAUGGGUGACACCGAAAGGCAGCUCAGAUGGGCACUGAUAUGUGGCAUUGAUGUGCACUGGUAGGCACUGAUAUGUGGCAUUGAUGAGGCACUGAUGGGCACUGGCAUGAAGCACUGAUGAGCACUGACACAAGGCACUGAUGGACACUGACAGGUGGCACUGCUGGGGCUACACUGAUCAUCAGGGCACACUGAUCAUCAGUGCCCUGAUGAUCACUGUCAGCGUGAUCAGUGAUCCGCUGUGUCUGAGGGACACAGCUCACUGCCGAUCGCAGCGC
Staurois parvus is the source of this 283-nucleotide messenger RNA. The record is from the annotation of a GenBank genome assembly. NCBI's taxonomy places the organism in Eukaryota, Metazoa, Chordata, Amphibia, Anura, Ranidae.